Messenger RNA from Zerene cesonia (dogface butterfly), 1666 nucleotides. RefSeq names its product proteolipid protein 2-like. The transcript has 4 exons. Lineage: Eukaryota; Metazoa; Arthropoda; Insecta; Lepidoptera; Pieridae. Gene Ontology annotation, cellular component: membrane. The record is from RefSeq and is a predicted model, not a curated record. The coding region runs from base 447 to 974 and encodes 175 amino acids.
UGUCAAAAGGACCCAUACAAACAGAAGAUGAGCCCGAUGGGCUAACGUUAAAAAAUACAUCACAAAAUAAUCGUCAUACUUAUUGUAUCCAUGCAAAGAUUAUAAAUAGUUUUGCAGAAGUUAAUGAGUUAAACAUAUACCUCAUUCAACUUUUCGCCUAGAUGUGUCGCGGGGAGCUCAUUUAUGCGGCAACAUCAAAAUGAGAUGCUCAAUGCAUACGAAGGAUAUUAUAAACAAAUCACUGCGCACUUGUAGUUGCUAUUUUAAUAAAUGAGUCACGGAUGUAUUAACGCAAUAUCGGUUAGUAAUUUAGUGUCAAGGAAACGUGACUAAAAAUCCUGUGCGCUUAUCAGACUGGAUGCUACUGUAUUGCUAAAUAUAAUUGCAUAACUGGGACUGUAACAUCUUCGCACGUUUAGUUCUGUUUACGACACACAUUCAGCAAAAUGGCAGUACAAACAAACACACAGUCAAUGGGUUCUUCAAAUACAGUGUUCAACACACAGACUAGAUUGGACACCUCAUAUGUCAAGAGUAUACCGGGAAUCUUAAAAGUUGUAGCUAUUGUACUCGACUUCCUUGGAUACAUAUGCAUCCAAGCAUCAGCAUUCUCGUCAAAUUGGCGAGGGGUAUAUUUCAUGGUGGCAGCACACCUCGGGCUCUGGUUCUCAGCCAUACUACUUCUGUUCUAUACAUUCCACAUUAUCGAGAAGUACCACAAUGUAAAGUGGCUGCAUAUAGAGAUGAUUGGCUGUGGGGUUGUGUCAUUCUUGUAUUUGAUUGGUUCUACCAUUGUGGUGGCGUUCGGUUCUGCAGCUUAUUCCGCGGCUGGGUUCUUCGGUUACCUAGCAAUGGUCCUCUACGGCUACGAGGCGUUCGCAAAGUUCCAAGCGAUAAAAUCUGGGGAGCUCGCGCAGGGUAGCCGCGUGGUCACCAAGCAGAUGCACGUGACCACGCCGCCCGCGUUGCCAUAGCAACCGGCCGAUGAAGGCGUAUUGACGUAUGUUCUGUCUCACUCCUAAUUAGUCCGAUCUGUAUCUAUGUCUCUUUCACACUUAUUUGUUACGAUUAUAGGCAUUUUUGUAUCAAAUGACAGCGAUGAUAAAAUUCGUUUCGAGAACUUUCGUAAUUCUGAGAAUUCUGUCUUGUUUCAAUAAUUUGCAAGAUCUGUACAAACCCACUGUUUCCUACGUUUGCUCCUGUUUUAUAAUAUGGUUUGACGCACUUUUGUUAAUUGAUAUUUUGUAUAUAAUAAUUAAAACAAUUGAUUUGACGAUUUCUAUUUACACUUUGUUCCAGUAUUGUAUGAUUUCUUAAGCAUUUCUUUAUCAUAGUCAUGUCUAUAUUUGGUUUAUAAUUAAGUAGGUUAAAAUUGUUGUAAGUAAAUUAUUUUGUUAUAAGUUUAAUUGUGUAAAUAUUUAUUAUUAUUUCGUUAAUUUAUAUUAUUAAUGAGAUGUUGAUGGGUUUUCUUAUACAAUCAUUCCUGCAAUAUAAUCACAGAAAUGUCUAUCUUUGUUAUUUUCAUUCUUGUUAUAACACCAAUGAUUAAUUAAUCUCAUACGACCUGUUUAACCGCCUAUUUUUAUAUAUACUUAUAUAAUUAUUAAUUACACUCCGUGAUUUAGGGGCUGUGCUCAAUUGACGUUUAGCCGCCGAAAUGACAGUC